This is a messenger RNA of Gambusia affinis (western mosquitofish), 2083 nucleotides long. Its product is annotated as protein downstream neighbor of son homolog. The transcript is spliced from 12 exons. NCBI's taxonomy places the organism in Eukaryota, Metazoa, Chordata, Actinopteri, Cyprinodontiformes, Poeciliidae. Gene Ontology annotation, cellular component: nucleus. The record is from RefSeq and is a predicted model, not a curated record. Gene Ontology annotation, biological process: nuclear DNA replication. Bases 7 to 1914 code for a protein of 635 amino acids.
UUUACAAUGGUUGCAACGUUAACAGAAAAAAAAACGACGGGAGUUUGCAAAGUGCGGAAGGCGCGUCAAAUAAACAGAGUGGUGAUUUUGAAUUUGAAUUAUUUUGUUAUAUUUCUAGUGAAAGUUUUGUUUUUCUGCAUGGCUCAGCAGAACGACUCCUGGUUCAGCUGUAAGCGGCCUGCUGAGGUCGUUCGGCUGAGGAGAAAAAGAGCCCGUAGGUCUACUGCCGCUGAGAGUCCCGGACCGAGCGGCUCUUCUCCGGCUUCUGGCCCCUCCUUAGCAACUCCCAGCCUCCACAGCCAGUCCACAAGCAGAGGGAAACGUAGGAAUCCUUUUUUGACCUCGGACUACACUGUCAGUCGGCCGAAGAAAGUUUUAGUCGAAGACGUGGACUGUGAAAAUGUGGGUACUUUUAUAAAACGAAUGUCCUCGGAGAAGACAUCAGGGGACAGCAGAAGUGGUCCACCAGGAGACAGCUCGUUGGAGAAGUCUCUGUCUGAAGAAAAGCCUCUGUUGGAAACAGAGGAGCAACAUACUGACAAUCUGCUGCUCAAGAACCCACUGGCCAUCACACCCUCCUCCAUAGCUCCUGUUACUCCUGUUAGCUGUGCAGAGUAUCCAGCUGACUGGAGCUUGAAAACUCGGGUCAUCUUCACCUCUCCCGUCUCCUUGUCGUGGACAGAGCAACCGAAAGCUCAGGAAGAAGCUCUGGGGCUCAGCAACAGCUGCAGAGCAAAGUUUCCCAUGCUCCCGCACAAUCUGCAGGAGCCCAGGUCCUGGUCCGACGCCCGGUCUGCCUUCCAGCAGAGCUUGGUGUACUGGCAGCACCCUUGUCUGCCCUGGCUCUCUUUGUUCCCCAGGAUCAAUGCUGAAAAGAACUUCUCUGGGAAGAACCUGCCCUGGACUCAGGAUGAAGCAGUACAUGAGAGUCUUGUGAAGGAAUGGUCUGUCAGUUUGUCUUCUCUCUACAGCCUUUUAAAGAUGGGGCUGUGCCCAUACUUCUAUGUCUGCUCCUAUCAGUUCACAGUGUUGUUCAAGGCAGCAGGCCUUGGAGGGUCAGACUGCAUAACUGCCUUAAUUUCUCCUACGACUCGAGGUCUCAGAGAAGCAUUGAAGGCUGAAGGUGUGGAGUUCAGUCUUCCCCUGCUGAAGGAAAGGAGGCGGAUUAAUGAGCAACAUAAAAGUAUUCAAAAGAAAGAUGAGGAAAUGGAAAACGAGAACAAAGAUUUCUUGCAGAUGGAUGAGGACUAUCAGAAUUGGGAUGAAGAAGAUGAUGGAUGCAGCCAAGGUGAAGACGACAGCUUGUCUUGGCUUAAGGAGAUAGGAAUCCAGGACAAACUCAGAAAACCUGAAUGCAUUAACUUACAGCUACAAAAAGAAGCUCCAACUCUGUCUCUAGACCAUAAACCUGAGUCGGCUGUAUGUGUGGAGGGAUCCCACUCCUUCAAUCUCAUCAACUUCCUAAUCAACUGGAAGAGUGUGGUGGCUGCAGCUGGUUCUCAGACUGGUCUGCCACCAACCUUGCUGGCCCCCACUGCCUUCAGAGGGGCUACCAUGAAUGUGUUGAAGGGCCGCAGCGUUAAUGUCAAGAACUUGGUCGAUUGUACCUAUCAGAACAUUAGCAGUCUGGAGCUCACAGGACCCAUCCUUCCUUCAUCGCUUCAUGCCAUCACAACUCUUCUUCAGAAUGCACAAAAAGGCAACUUCUCUGCUGCUCUUUAUACUCAUACACCCACUGCUGUCAUGAACAUAGAAACCUACAGGACACGGCGUAGCAGGGCAGUGGGAGACCUGACUCACUGUGGUCUUCCUCCUGCUUCAAUUAAUCAUCUCCAGCAGCCAUCCACUCUUGGCAAAACUACCCUGACGCACAUUACAAUGAAUAACUACAGCUACACCUGGAAGAUUGGAUAAAACAGAGACGGUGCACAUCUGAAACCAUCACACCUCAAGCAAAAAAAACCACAGCCUAUGGAAUUUCUUCAAUUCUUUAAAUUUUGUUGGUUUUUCAUCAAGCAUAGGUGUAUUUUUUGUUAAUUGUUUUUAAAUAAUAGUUCAUAAUAAAACCUAUUUAUGCAAGUAA